ACCAGUCAACAGACAGACAGAACAGACGACAGUAGACGCGAUGGAGUCGGAGAAAAACUAGGUCUGGAAGAAGAGAUAUAGAGACCUACACAUCAGGGAGUUUAAUUUUAUAUACCAACUCAUAAGAUUGGAGUCACAAAAGUGUUCUUCCGAUCACACACAUAUGAUAACAUCAAUUCAUAUGUCAAACGUUAUGUUGAAGUUCAUAAGCCAGACUUCAUUUCUGUCGGCUAGUUCAUGUUUAUCAUGAUACUCAUCAACCUUUUCAAUUUAAUUCAGAUGAAUAAGAUUAUCUUAACUGUCCUUUAACAAUUAACUACAUGUAGCACGAAGUAUCAUGCGCGGAUCCGGGGAGGGGGGGGGGGGGUACGAGGGAUAUUUUUUGACAAGCGCUUAACCUGUUAACGCUUGUUUCAUACAGUAGGCUAGUUUUUCUAUUGUGUAUAGAAAAUAGACCUCCUGUCUAAAACAGGCGCCUGUGGAUAUUUUUGGUAAUUUCACUAUGUAUAACUAAGAAAUGAAAAAAAAAAACCGAAAAGAGGGGAUGUUUCGGACCCCCCCCCACCCCACCCCACCCCGAUCAGCGCAUGAUGUAUUGAAUCUCGUUUUGGGGUUACUCGGAAGUUUUAUUUAAACCAAUCACGUGAUUUUUACAGGCUGCCAGGGAGAACCAUCAACAAGGAAGUGUAAACAAAUGGUAAACAUUAAAGAUAUGUCGCCAUUUUGAGUUAAAGGCCUUUAUAAAGAACAUCAAAAAAAGUGUCUGACCAUGGACCCUGAGUACAACCUUCAGGAUGUGUUACGGUGUCAUCUCUGUGAGACCCCGGGCCCCCCUAUGUACUGUGUCAUUUGUAACAAAUAUCUGUGUAAAGCCUGUGAGUGGGACCAUAUUCUCUCUGAUCUAUCCAAAGAACACAAAGUGGUACCAUUUAAAAAGAGAGGAUAUACUCCAAAGUGUCAAAACCAUCCCUUAAAAAUAUGUGAACUUUACUGUGAGCAAUGUAACAUUCCUAUUUGUGCAACAUGUGCUUCCUCUGAAGAACACAACGGCCAUCAAUUUAUUGAAAUAACUAAAACCAUGGACAAGAAGAAAGGAAUAAUUCAAAAAGAUUUACAACAACUAGAAAAAUCCAUUAAUCUUAAAUUCCAAGAGAUUGCAUCCAUUAACCAAGUCCAAAAAUCUGCUCUGAAUGAAAACUCCCAGAAAUUAACAACAGAAAUCGACAAACAUGGAGAAGACUUGCACAGAGAAAUAAACACCAUUAUCAGAAACAUGAAAUCUAACAUGGAAGAAACGGACACCAAACACCUGGCUGUCUUAGACAAACAGGAAGAUGAAAUCAAACACACCAUUUCUGAAAUCACACAGACCAUUACUGAACUAAAGACGUUACUGGACUCCAAUGAUGUCAGCCGUGUCUCUGCCUACAAAUCCAGGAAUGAUGAAUUCAGAAGAUUGCCUCCUAAACUCACAGUGUCCUUACCAAGUUUUACCCCUCAGAAGAUCAACAAAGAACAGCUUUAUCAACAGUUUGGUUCUCUGUCAGUGUCAUCUAUCAAAACAGAAGAACAUGGCUACACCAUGGAAUCUCCCGGUGCUGAGUCCUCUCCCCCGGACAGACCGCUCAUUGAUGUACCACGGAUCAUCACACAGAUAAACACCGAGUGUGAACGAUUAUACGGUGUGUCCUGUCUGAGUGAUGAGGAGAUGUGGACGCGUGGUGAGAACAAAAUUAUGAGACUGUACAACCUCCGUGGGGAACUAGUGAAGUCAGUCCAAACCAAGUCAGGGUACUAUCCAUACAACAUAGCAGUGACAAGGAGUGGGGAUCUAGUUUAUACUGAUUACUAUGAUAGCACUGUGAACAUAGUGAAGAAUACACAGAUACAGACAGUGAUCAGACUACAGGGGUGGAGACCUCUCCGUGUCUGUAGUACCUCCUCUGGUGACCUCCUGGUUGUCAUGGACAGUGAUGAUGGUAAACAAACAAAAGUUGUGUGUUACUCUGGCUCCACAGAGAAACAAAGUAUUCAGUAUGACGACAAAGGACAACCUCUCUAUUCAUCUGGUAAAUACAUCAGUGAGAACAGGAACCUAGAUAUCUGUGUGUCAGACAAUAGAGCCGGUGCAGUAGUGGUGGUCAAUCAGGCCGGGAAACUCCGGUUUACCUACACUGGUCCUCCCUCUACUACCAAGGAAUCAUUCUAUCCAACCGGCAUCACAACAGACAGCCAGGGUCGCAUCCUGAUAGCAGACUAUAACAACGACUGUAUCCACAUCCUGGAUCAGGACGGACAGUUCCUCCGCUACAUUGACAACUGUCAUUUACAGGAACCACGGGGUUUAUGUGUGGACACCAGAGACAACCUCUUUGUGACUGAGUUAUACACAGGUAAAGUGAAGAAAAUACAAUAUGUGUAGAACAUUACACAGCAGUGUAACAUUGUUUAUAUGUAUUACAUGUUGACAAACUGACUGUAUAUAUAUUAUACUUGUUUGUGUAUAACAGUUAAUUAUCUGUAUUAUAUAAUUAGUUUAUGUUAAUAAAUAAACACCUUCAUAUAUUCUUUACAUACCAACAAUACUAUUGUUUAGUUUCUCUAUGUAAAUCGUAACAAACUCAUUGUUUUUGUGCAGUGAUUUUAAUGGUAAAAAAUGACAGCAUAAAUAUUUUACUUUCCAAACAAACUAUUAUAUAUACAUGUGUAUAUAUAUAUGCUUGUCAUUAAAAGUUGAAAAGAAUACAAUCAAACAUUCUGUUUAAUGAACAUUGUAUAUCAAGAAUGAGAACAAGUGAAUGUUUGAAAAAAAAACCAUUUAAUUUAUGUCAUUCUGUUGGAUGUGUAUAUUAUUGUGUAUAAUAAAUGAUUUGUGUACAAUUA
This is a messenger RNA of Magallana angulata, 2883 nucleotides long. RefSeq lists its product as uncharacterized. Gene Ontology annotation, molecular function: translation repressor activity; protein binding; zinc ion binding. Gene Ontology annotation, biological process: proteasome-mediated ubiquitin-dependent protein catabolic process; protein polyubiquitination; negative regulation of translation. NCBI's taxonomy places the organism in Eukaryota, Metazoa, Mollusca, Bivalvia, Ostreida, Ostreidae. The coding region runs from base 770 to 2422 and encodes 550 amino acids. The record is from RefSeq and is a predicted model, not a curated record. The transcript is spliced from 3 exons.